CAGAUGGUGUCACGACCUGCCAGACAUUGAAGAGUGAUCAGGAAGAAAUUAUACUAGUUCCGCAGGGGUGGUGCUGCUUUGUCAACACUGGCAAGAGGGAGGGAGGUUUCUUAGGAUAUGGCUUCGUCAAGUUUGCAUUUAAGUGCCGCAUUGGCUCAAUGGAAUAUGCUGUGUUGCAGAUGAAGAAUUUGCCCGGCCUCACCGAGAAAAAUAAUGAAUGUGACCUACACAACAAACUCAAAGUGCUUGCAUGGGAAAAAUACUUUCUGGAUUCAAUUAUAAAACGUGCUGUGAAUUUUGUAUGUCUUUCUUGUUUCAAGAUUAGCUGGAAUGCAGAUGCAUUCCUUGGCACACUUGUGACACCCUUAUCAGCCACUGAGAUGGAACAGUCAGGGGAGGGGCUCAUCUGGAGCACAUUCUUGGUCGUUCCUCUCCUGGCUUGUCCACAAGGAGAGGGAUCUGUGGAGUUCAAAUUUUCCAGGAACACGGAAACUGGAAAUAGCAGGGGUCUUCUCGGAAUGUGGGUGGAUGCCUAUGCCCACCACACCAUUAUAGAUAGUGCCAGGGAAUGGUUAAUUGCAGAUCUUCAAGGUAUGUUUCAUAUAUUCACAGAAAUCACUGGUUCUUUUGAUCCACAGGCACACACGUUUGACUCCUCAUCUGGGUUCUGGGAUAAGGGCCCAAUGGCAAUCGAACAAUUUCUCAAGGACCAUAAAUGCAAUAAAAUAUGCCGUAAGCUGGAGCUUCAUAAGGAGACAAUUACUGUGCCUUGCAAAGCACCAGCCAACAAACCAUUAUUUUGAUCAAGUUCUAGUGACCAGACCAGUUCUUUCCCAAACUCCUGAUCAUAGACCAAACACCCCAAGUGGUCUGAACCGGGCUUGGGAACUCUAACUUUCUUCAUCUUAUAAGGUACAAAC
This is a messenger RNA of Ramaria rubella, 920 nucleotides long. The record is from the annotation of a GenBank genome assembly. Lineage: Eukaryota; Fungi; Basidiomycota; Agaricomycetes; Gomphales; Gomphaceae.